Molecule: messenger RNA, 1002 nt
Organism: Punica granatum (pomegranate)
Lineage: Eukaryota; Viridiplantae; Streptophyta; Magnoliopsida; Myrtales; Lythraceae
Source: RefSeq, a predicted model, not a curated record
CGGCUCGCCUGAAGAAAACGUCGAUCUGACGCGGAAACCCAGUGGUGACCGGAGCGACGAAGAAAAUGGAGGCGCUGAGGGCCUCGUACGGCUGCUCCUCGGAUUCCGACACCGACGACUCUCCCUCUCCCGAGUCUCCUCCAGCUAAGGAGGCCGAGAAGGUGGACCCUUUGCCUCCGCCGCCUCUUUCCCUCAUUUCCCCUCCCAAUUCCCUCGCUGGGAUGUUCGAUCAGUCGACGACCACUGGGCAGCCCAGUCGCGUCCGGAGCUUCCCUCACGUCGAAGGCAACUACGCUCUGCACGUCUACAUCCCCGCCAACAUAAUUGCGCCCCAGAGGCCCCAGAUUGCGCUCCUUUUGAAGAGAGUAGCGUCUCUCGUGCCGGAUCUCUUCGUAGUCGAUGCCGAUGUCCCACUGGGCGCACUGUGCAAGGAUGAAUGGAAGCUCCAACAAGUAGCUUUAGGCCAGGAAUUUCACAUCAGUUUGGGUAGGACCGUGCCAAUCCGGGUCCACCAGAUUGAUUCUGUGGUCACCAUGCUCCGUCAGAAACUUCAGUCUCACAAGCGGUUUUGGAUCGAUUUUAGCAAAUGGGAAGUCUUUGUGAACGAUGAUAGCACACGGACCUUUCUUUCGCUGGAAGUCACGAAAAGGGGGUUGUCAGAGAUAAUGAAGCAGAUAAAGCUUGUUAAUGAGGUUUAUAGGCUUCACGACCUUCCCGAGUUUUACAAGGAUCCUCGCCCUCAUAUAUCGUUAGUUUGGGCAUCGGGAGAUAUCAGUGAAUCCCUGAAGAAAGUGGUUGUCAAUGAGGAGAUAAACGGGAGCAUGAGCGUCCGGGGGUUACCAGAGAAAUGCUUCCUUACCUCUAAAUUCAGUGGGAUUGAGUGUAAGAUUGGGAAGAAAUCAUACAAAAUAUGCAAGCUUCCUGAUAAAUAACAGCAAAUUGUACUACACCCUCCUUCUGUGGCGAACUUGUGUUUAUAUAUCCAUUUUCUUUUCUUUAAAA